GCUUUAUAAAGGACCGGGAGCGAACAGGCUCUCGCCGCCGGUUUAGGGGUGCUGUCCGUGACUCGUGGUGCUGAAAGCACGGUGCGGUCAUGUGGUCAGUAUUGUUCGUGUUCCUGUCCUACCUGGACAGAAACUUCGUGAGAGGCGAAUUCCUCAGCCCCUUUCUAGCUGCGGAGAAGGACAGCAACGGGUUAUAUAACAUGCUCAACGGCACGUUUUGCACAAAGCGGUCCAACAUUGAAUCAGCCGAAGGGUUUAGGCUACUGCAUCAGGUGUCAGACGGCGUUGAAGAGGUCAGGUCUGUGCGCGACCAGGCGGGUGUGCUGGUCGACUGCUCGAUAAUCAGCGACCAGAUGCAGGUAAAGUCGUUCAUGCACCUGUGCAGGCUCGGACUCAGCGGUCAGAGGCACAACAGAAGACUCGGGGACGAAGCGGAGGCAGAGGCGAGUUCCGUUGAUGUUGCCGCAUCCAAAUCGAACUGCCUGUCAUUGCUCAAGGUCAAAGGCAGGCGCAAAAGCCAAGACAAAUCCUCUCCGGCCCUUAAAGAAAAGGAGAAAGGAUCAGAAGGGCACGCAAAGGAAGAGAAGGAGCCCGGAAAGAGUCUCCACCGGACGAAACGGGGCUUCACCUACCCGGGUACUUUGUGGUGCGGAGCUGGUAACAACGCCGACAACUAUGAUCAUUUGGGUGAGUUUGCAGAAACGGACAAGUGCUGCCGUGUGCACGACCACUGCCAGCACACCAUCCAGCCUUUCAGCUCCAAAUAUGGCCUCAGGAAUUACAGGUGGUACAUGAUCUGCCACUGUGACUGCGACAACGCGCUGAAGGAAUGCUUGAGAAAAGUCAACGAUACGGCGUCCAGAGUGAUUGGCCAGGCUUUCUUCAACGUGAUUGAGGUGCCAUGCUUUGAAUUCAGAUACGAAGAGCAGUGCGUAGAACGCGUGUGGUAUGGAUGGUGUAAUAAAUACGACUUGGUUGCGGUUGCAGAACUGAAGUCAUCAAUUCCCUACGACUUUGGCAACGUUGAUGUGAUUGACGAGCUUACACUGCCACCUCCGGUCCAAGGGAAACCUGACGAAAAUGCAAAACACGGCACACCAGACUCACCCACCUCUAGCACCACUGUGAACACGAAGAACGCUGGCCCGACCAGGCCAAGCAGCGGCGGUGGCAGCACCAGCACAGCAACGCCAGAACAGCCAUCGCUAGGCAACGUCGUCACAGCAGCAGAAGACUUUAUCAAAGUGCUGGCCACCGUUUCCACCUCGCACACAAGCUCAACUGAGGCUGCCAAGAAAGACACGGCUAAGGCUGACAAGAAGACAAAGAAGAAGAAGAAGAAAGUCAAGAAAAACAAGAAGAAAAACAAAGGCAAGGGACUGAAAAGGAAGAACAAACUCCAGAAUCGUUUUGAAAACCAGGAAGCAGUGUCCGUCGCACCUAACGCGGUGGGAGAGGUUAAAAUCAACAUUUUCUUGGGAGAGGACCUCAUGAAGCAGGACAAGGGAAACUUCAACACAGACAUAGUUAAUGAACUGGCAGGGAAAGAGUCGGACCUGGGUGGGAAACAGGACGUCUUUAAUGACGUGUUGAAUGACGAGCCACCAAAGGUAGCAGAGACCAGAACCCCAGAUCACAAGGAACCUGUGGUCAAAGUUAAAAAGAACUUUGAGUCAGAACCACGCCCAGAACCUGCUUCUGAGCCAAUAAAAAGGAAGAGGCUAGGGCGAAAAGGUAGAAAGAGAGUUGAACCCCGAGUCCUUCCUCCACCCACACGCCUCUCUGCUUUUGGAAACCGUACCCAGGUAUAUAAGUCCCUUACCUAGGCGCGAUAAACCCGAGGUAGCUUGGUCUCCCUUGGAAGACUGCUAUGAUGUCAUGAUGGUUAGUCAUGUUCUGAGGAGCUCUUGAAGUGUGAACCGAGAUACCGUUGUUAUUGUUUUGUUAUUUUUGGUAGUUAGUGACAUUUUUUAUCUUCUGCAAACAAUAAUAAAAAAUAGAAUUGCAUAUUAAA
This is a messenger RNA of Polyodon spathula (Mississippi paddlefish), 2014 nucleotides long. It is a transcript of the gene proca1, whose product is annotated as protein interacting with cyclin A1. NCBI's taxonomy places the organism in Eukaryota, Metazoa, Chordata, Actinopteri, Acipenseriformes, Polyodontidae. Gene Ontology annotation, biological process: arachidonate secretion; phospholipid metabolic process. The record is from RefSeq and is a predicted model, not a curated record. Gene Ontology annotation, molecular function: A2-type glycerophospholipase activity. The coding region runs from base 90 to 1826 and encodes 578 amino acids. The transcript is spliced from 4 exons.